Messenger RNA from Verticillium dahliae VdLs.17, 1701 nucleotides. RefSeq lists its product as uncharacterized. Lineage: Eukaryota; Fungi; Ascomycota; Sordariomycetes; Glomerellales; Plectosphaerellaceae. Gene Ontology annotation, molecular function: DNA-binding transcription factor activity. The record is from RefSeq and is a predicted model, not a curated record. Gene Ontology annotation, biological process: regulation of DNA-templated transcription. The transcript has a single exon. The coding region runs from base 1 to 1701 and encodes 566 amino acids.
AUGUCGCAGAGGGAGCGGCCUUCCUUUCAGCCAUCCCGUCUCUCACUGUCACCGCAGAGCCAGGCUGCCAGUCAUGAGCGAGUCGCUGCAAUCCGAGACGAUGGUCAUGAUCAUUCUUCCUCCGACUAUUCUCAUGGCCCCGGACCAACUCUGGAAGAUCGGUCUAGGCCUCCGUCCGCGCGAUCUCUGGGCAUAAGUGGGUUGAUCAACUCUUCCGAAACAUCAUCAACAGCCCGACGGCUUCUCGGGCCUUCUGGGUCCCCUCGCAUCGCCAACUACAGUCAACAAGGAACGCCUGCCACAACACCGUUGCCUUAUGUCUUUUCAGGCCAGAGCCAUGCUACGCAGGAGCCCGGUACCCCGGCCAGCCAGGCGGGCUUGACUCCUGGCGGCAACACACCCACGGAGCGACACUCGCCUGCGAAUGCGUUUCCCUUUCCAGCAAUGAACAGACCUCGACACUUGUUGAGCCCGCAGCCGUCGGGUCUUGGAGGGAUGGGCGCUGCUGGGUUCCAUCAGACGCAACCCGGGGAUCACCAAGUGCCCCUUCAGCACGCUGAAGCCACCACGCGGAGGCAGUUUCGAGGGGACAGAGACGGCGGCCCUCACUACACUGGUUCCCUACCAGGCCUACCAUUCACGGGACCGCACCCUCCUCUAAGCAAGCCUCAGUCUGCGUCCUUGACACCGCCGCGCUCCUCGUCCCAACCCAAUCUUGGCCAUUUGCCACAGCCUAGCAGCCAAAGUCGACACCCUUUUUCAACGCUGCCGCAGGAGGCCCACGAACGAACCCACGAGCCACAAACUCAACCCAGCCAUCCCUUCGGCUUGCCUCCUCGGACGUACUCGACAUCCAUCCCACCCGGAAGCCCGGUCUGGCCAGGACCUGGACAAGGUACGCCGCUUUACAACAGCAUCCGCUCGAGUGCUGCCGCGGGUGGAUCUGACGGGCAAGCGAUGCUCAGAAUGUCACUCGGGGGUGAUGGAGGAUCCGUUGAUGUUGUCCUUGACAACCGUCAAGCUUCCCGUCAGGCCGACGAGAAGAGGCAGCGCAACGCUGGGGCGUCCGCCCGCUUCAGGAAGCGCAAGAAGGACCAGAUCGGGGCUCUGGAGUCGGAGAAUGUGGAUCUUAAAAGUCAGAUGCAAGUUCUGAUGCAAGAAAGGGAGUGGUUCCGCGCCGAAAGGGAUCGUCUGCGCAACCUGCUACUCCAGACGCCUCUGGCUGAGCAUGCCGCAGGGCCGAAUAGCCCGGUCAUUACUGCAGAGUCUGCAUAUGGCUCGGAAGCAAACCUCCCCAACCAGACAGGCUCAGUGGCGCAGGCACUCCAGGGCUACGGUUCGGGCGACUCGUCGGGGGAGAGGCCGGCUCGCAGGCGAAGGACAAGCGCGACGCCGACGUUCACGACUCCAACAUACGGAACGCCGAACUCGACGCCGGCCAGUCUGCCUCCGAUUAACGCCCCAAUGUACAGCGGCAUGGCUAACUCUCCCUCAAUGAGGCCUGGCGAGAGGCUCCCACCCCUGCGUGCCGUUGAAGGCCACAUGGGGCCCACGUCUGCAAAUGUACCGAGGACAUCGCCGCCUGGCAUGGCACAUGCAAGCCAUGCCAGGGUCCCACAUGAAACGGGCUGGGCAAGCCAGUCUUCAGGCCCGCCUGGACCACCCGGCUCUCAAGGCUUCCCGCCGCAGCCUGGACGGUGA